GAUUUAUCAGACGGGGUCUGACGUCAUACUGGUGCAAUAAACAAUUACCUUUGUGAUUUUCAUGUGACUAAACCUCUUUUAUUUUUCCAGAUUAUUAUAUGACGGAUGGAGUUGGCCUCCUCCCUCUCUUUUUCAGAGACUCACAAUGAACUGAGCCUAUGAGAGCAAAAAGGAAAAAGACUCUUUGAAUAAAUAAAAAAAAGGGAGGUGAAACGAAAGAGAGAAAGAUAAAAAAAAAACAACCUGGCCGUGAAACUGGGGCUUCCACAAUGAGUAUCGAUGCGAUGACGAAGUUUUGUGGCACUUGAGAGAAAGAGCAAGUGAGAGAGAGAGAUAGAGAGAGAACGAUCCCUCCCAGAGUUGCAGAAGCAGAGGUGCCACUUCCUAGUUGAGAAGUCUUCUUAUUCCUCCUCCUCCUCCUCCUCCUCCUCCUCCUCUUCUUCUUCUUCCUCCUCCUCCUCCUCUACCAACUCCUCUUCUUCUUCUUCCUCCUCCUCCUCCUCUUCCUCUACCAACUCCUCCUCUUCUUCCUCCUCCUCCUCCUCCUCCUUUUUCUUGCAGUCCCAUCUUUACCUUUCUCCCUUUUCUGGUCAUCUGAUGCUCCACAUUUGAAGACAUAGUGUAGCAGAACUGACUGAAAGAUUUCGCACCGGACGCAUGUUCUUGUGGGUGGCGAUCUGUAGUUCCACAAGGGGCUGCUGCCAUUCACCCCCUGACCUCCAACUCCAUCAUCACCUCCUCCCUUGGAAGCGGUCGUGGUGGCGAGGGGGAAAGUGUUGUUGGUGAAUGUGAGGGAGUCCGGUCCGAAGUAGCAGCGACACCUCUCGUCGUCAAGAUGGUGCCGUGAUGCUGAGCGGCAGGUGGUGCGCCAUCUCGCCUGCCGCCUCCUGCUGCGCCUGCUUCAGUGGCGACCUCCUCCGCCUUCCCUCCUUCCUCCUUCUCCUCCUUUGUUUCAUAUCCCUCUAACAUUUAGUCCACCUUCUGAGCAUUGCCCUUUCCCUUCUUCCCUCUUUCCUUGCCGCCCCUCCCGGCCUCUUCCUCUUCCUCGUCUGCGCCCUUCUGACCCUCUGCCUCCCUUCCCUUCUCUCCUCUUCGCAUUUGCUCAUCCUGCCAAAGGAUGCGGUCCACUCUAAGGGUCGGCGGGGGCGGCGGAACCUCCUCUACAUCCUCGGUCACAGCAGUGUCCUCCGCCAGAGCGAUUGGCGGUGGGUCUAAGUGACUAGGAUUGGGGACGUCCCGUAGGGGGGCGCGCGACCCCCCUAAUAUUGGGGGGCGCGCCUCCGGAGGUCGCUAUGUGCGGGGUUGUUUGCGCGUGGUGCAGGUAAGUGCGCGCUACCUCAUCUCAGCUAGUCGCGCACCCACUACCAUGAUGCGAUCGAAAAAGAAAGAAGGAGCUAUUAAGGGGACUAACCGCAAGCUGGACAAGCGGUCCAGCCGGGGGGUGAUGUUCGAGAACGAAGAACUGCGCCUGCGCACUAUUGAGAUCAAUGCUGAAGUGGAUCGAGGCCAGUCUGACCUACGGAAGCUCAAGAAGGAAAACGAAACGCUGAAGCAACAAGUAUGGACACUCCGUGAUGAAUACGACAAGUUGGAGAGCUUCGUCAAAAAUAUGGAUGAUGACAGUGAUGACGAAGGUGAUGAAGAUGAAGAUGAUGACGACGAGCUUCAACCUCCCAGCAGGUACUGUAGGUCUAAAAUUACUGAGGAGGAUGCAGAAAAUGAUGAUGAGGAGGGAAAUGUUGAGACAGACAAUUUGGAGAACUUGCAAAAAGUGUACAGCGGGAAGAUGCAGAGUGUGGAAUAUUCACUUCGUCAGGCUGCAGCCACAGUGGAAGGUAGCAGUAGCAGUGUAAGUGCCAUGGGCAGCGGUGGAGCAUGUAGUCAAUCUCAGUGUGGGGAAAUAAGUGGUAUUGGGUUGGCUGCUGCAUGUCCUCCCCCAGUAGUAGUUGAGGGUCUCUCUCAGCCUGGUCAAGUACGUGUUUGUGUUCAACCUGAUUCGGUUGCAUCUUCAUCUGUCUCUUCAACUCACUAUGUAUCAGACACUGCCUCAGUCAGCCAUCCCAAACCAUUACAACCAAUUCAAGGAGAUAAUUAUAUGUCUGAGGGAGAGCAUUUCAAUCUUGAUCAACUCCUAGAUUUUGCAUCUUCAUUUCAUUAUGACAAAAGAAACUACUUGACAGAAGAACCCAUAGCAAUGGCUCUCCCCACAGAUGAGGAACGUCCCUCCUCCCCAUCAAGAGAUGAUACUGGACCUGACCCUGGUUAUUCAACAGUCAGAAGGAGAUCAGCAACAGUAAUUGAGAAAUUAAAGAGUGGCAAUACUGGUUCUUUAGUGAAGGAAGUUAAACAAUUGUCUGUCACUGAAACACCAGAGGUUUCCCACACAACGACAGUUACUUACACCAGGUCAUCUUAUUAUUUCUCUGGAUCAUUAGAUGGCAGUCGAAGUCAAUCCCUUGGAGCAGGCCUCAAUGCCGCUGCCGCCAAUGUAGCUAGAACACCAGGGAGCCCAAUAGGCCCCCUCUAUGCUUCCAGCAGUGCCUCCAACAUCGGCACUUCCUCUUCCUUGGAGGCAGGGCUGCCCUUGGUUUCUGUGUAUACUCCUCGGUCUUCCCUUGUAAGGCUCAAUAGUAUAGAACCAAACACUAUUAUGCUGUCUGUAGCAGACAUGCCUCAACUUUGGGACAUAACAACACAAGAAAUUAUUGAUGAAUUAGAACAGCAAGCAGAGGGAACUUUGGUAGCUAUUCGAGGUGUUCGUGUUGUGGGAAGAGCAGCAUAUAUCAGCUUGGGUCGGCGUGAUGCCCUUCAGCAACUAUUAACAAGUGGUUUGACAGUAAGGGGAGGCAAGGUACCUCUAAUUGACAUUACCAGAGAGUCAGUAGUGCUAGCACUAACGGGAGUUCCACAUUAUAUUGCGGAUGCCACUUUAGUCAUUCUGUUAUCGGCCUUUGGCACAAUCAUUGGUGAACUCGAGCGAAGAUUUUAUAAAGGUGUUGAUACAGGUGAGAGAUUUGUUCGUAUGAAACUCAAGAAGCACGUGAAGCUUCCUAAAUACGUGACUGUUGGGGGAUGUCGUAUUGUCCUCACAGUCCAUGGGCGCGAUGCCCCUGCCCAAUUGCAUGUACCUGACUGGAGUGGCAAAAUAACAAGUGCUCCCCCUCCCACACCCCAUGGGGGAAGUGCCCCACAUCCAACCGAUGUCCCUCAUACGGAUUUAACGACUCCCAUUUCACCAGACAGUGGUCAGUGUUCAGAACCUUCUUCAAGUGAUAAAUCUUGUGAGCGUGUUGACGGGAGAGAUUUAGUUGGUGGAAUACGUUCUGAGGCCAAUAUACAAACUGAUUCCCGUAUGGCCCCAAAACCCACAAAAACAUUUUCUAGCCGGUGUAUAGUAAACUUAAAACUACCUGAAAGACCUUCACCCACCAGUGGUUUGCCUCGCACACGUGAUGGCAGUAUCCCCCGUGACCCAGGGGGUCCUGGAGGAGGUGGAGGUGGUUUAGCAGUCAGUACUGGGAACACCUCCACUCCUUUAGGUGCUGGACACCUGCUUCGAGCGGGAUCUCUGUAUCGAAGUAAUCGAGGUGGAGAAACACCCACCACCCCAUGUAGUGUUAGUGGCGGAUCCCCUGUCGGUGGACGGCGUAUUCCACGCAUUGUUUCCUCUGACCCUAGGGGUCCAGAAUCCCCUCGCCCUCGACCCAACUCCGUUGUGUUCGAAGAACAGCCUCGGGAGGUUCCUAGUGGGCCACGGGGGUUGUUAACACCCCAGUUCCAACAGCACCAUGGUCAUCCAAGUUCUUCUUGCUCUGGACCAAUGCCCUUAGCUAAUGGUAUUUUGAGGAAGGCAUCUGGAUCAGAACAAGAAGCACUCUUACCUUCCAGCCACAGUCUGCCAGCCUCCAUUAGGAACCGCCUGAAAAUAGGUCGCAGUAUGUCAUGUGAUGCUGGGAGGCAGAAAUUGGCAGCAGAGAAGGAGAAAAAGAAACUGAGCAAGAUGGAGAGCAUCAGCGAAAACACACUGAACGACGACGUGAGUGACAUCACGCCGCUAGGUGCUGGUGCUCGAAGGGACUCCGAGAAGAGUUCGGUCAGUGCCAAUAGCAAAAGCAGCAGCAAUACCAACAAAAAGAAAGAGCCUGCCAUAGACCUACCAUGGUGCGGGUGCUGGGGCAACGGUUGCUUUUAGUGGUUAGUCCAAAACAGAUUUAAAAUCAUUAUCAUUAUUAUUAUUAAAUGAAUUACUGUAAAAACAAAAACGUUAUAAAAACACUGCUAUCACUUCCAUCCUUUAUAUUUAUCUUUUAAUUUUCUAGUUGAUAUUUCCCUUGCUACCUGUUGUUAGUAUUCAUCAUGUAGUUCUCUAAAGAAGAUUGACUAUAAAAAAAAUUUAUGAAACUAGUCUUGGUACUGAAACGAAUUUCAAAGUAAACACAAGUUAUAUCUUAACUGGUUCUUGGUGUCUGUACUUGAAGUGAUCUCUUAUUGCUAUAGUAAUAAUGAUUGUAUGAUUUUCAAAUUGUGGUUUUGAUUGUAAUUCGUUCACAGUGCUAAUCAAAACGUAAUCAGUCAGUCAGUGUGUUGGCGUUAUGGAAAGAGGGAUUGAGAGAUUUCCGGAAAAAUUUUUUCCUUGUUCUAGAAUACUGAGGGCCUUGAUUCCUCCCGAAAUUCAGCCAUUGGUGAUACAUGCCAUGGAAUGUUUCUUCUUUCCUCAGGGAAUAAUUACUUCGAUUUUCUUCUAAAAUGUAUUCUUAAAAUUCUUAAUGCUUGUAAUUAUUUAAUAAAUCUUGAGUUAUGAGAAAUGGGUUGUGAGCAGCUGUGAGUGAGAUGAAUAAGUAAGACUGGUGCUUAUCGACGAGUGUAAUCAUUGACAUGAAGUAUUGUUUUUCCUCCAAAGAAAAUGAAACACAGUGUCUAAAAAUUUCCUUUGAAGUAUGUUUUUUAAAAUCAUUGACAAUUCCUCUGGUGUUUCUAUUUUUGUGGGUUAUUUUUUUACACGCAGAUGAGAGUUUUUACAACCUGUUUUCAGGAAACAGGAGCUGAUAGGUAGAGAUAUUACAAGUAGAGGUAUAUUAGUGUUAAGGAGUAGACAGUCGUUUUUGUAGAGAUAAAUUUGUAAAAGGUAUCAAGAGACUAAUGAGAGACCUGUUGAAACACACCUAAGCCUACUUUUGUGUACUAUGUAGUAUUUAAUAAAGAGAGUAUGACUACUGCAGGUUGCAUGAGAAAGCAAGAUAAAUGGAAAAGGGUCAUUGUUAAAGGUGGAAAAAUAGCAGUCUGGCUGGUUGGGACAGAAGUUCAAAGCAGCCAAGUACCGUAGUAUCACUUAAGUAAGUUGUCUUUGGAAUUUUCCCAGGAGGGAACCAACACCAAAAUGCCAGAACUUUUCUCAGUCCAACUUCGAUUCACUCAUGUAUGGAAAACUAUACCUCUCCAACCGUACUACCUUCUUUCUUCUGUCUGGAAAAGUCUCAAGGUGGCAGAGAGGGAGGUUUUGGAAACGCAGGGAUGAAUUUGGCUCAAGUUUAAUGGAAGAGGGAAUAGGGUGGAGACAAGGAUACUGGAAGCUGAGAAGAUGUAAGUUAUAUAUGAAUUUAUUUCCUUCGUUGUGAGUUAACAUUGGUUCAAGUGAUAUAAAGCAAAUAACUUUCUCCACACAAAUUAUACGAGACUGAAGCAAGAUAAUAUGCUAUUAUAUUAGUUGUGGUAGUAGUGCCACGCUUUUUUGGUAUCAAAUUAAUUGAAGUUUAGUCUUUCCAAAGCAUUAUAUAGAUAAGGACAAUGUUAUGAAUGACCGAAAUGGGAUCUCGUGACCCCAAAAUGCCUAGGUAGGUCAUUCGUAGAAAGGUUACUGUGACCAGAACCACGAGAUGCAGUUAACUUGUUGAAUUUGAAUCUGUCUCAAGCCGCAAAGUUAAAUAAACAGUUAAUACUU
Messenger RNA from Macrobrachium nipponense, 5938 nucleotides. RefSeq lists its product as uncharacterized. The transcript is spliced from 2 exons. Lineage: Eukaryota; Metazoa; Arthropoda; Malacostraca; Decapoda; Palaemonidae. The record is from RefSeq and is a predicted model, not a curated record. The coding region runs from base 1367 to 4192 and encodes 941 amino acids.